AAUUUUCAUGCAUGAAAUUUAUAAAAAAAAAAAGAAAGUUAAAAAAUAAUUAUUUCGAGUGCAAUUAAAAAAAAUAAUAAUAUCAGACACUAAGGAAGAGCACAUCGCUCUCUAUCUACAAAAUAGUUAACUAUAAGGUUUGUUAGGACAAACGAUUAUUCCCUUUAUUUCAAACUUAUGAUAUAAAUAUACUGCAAAUUUCCCAGAUUUAAAAAAAUUUAUUUAGUUUCAAUUCCUUUUUAUAUUCCUUUUAUUCUUUUCUAUAUCAUCAGUUUCAUAGAUCAAUUGCAGUUUAUUUAUCAAAAUGGCUACUACUACUGAAAACGUUAUCAACGAGGAAUACCACGAAAAUAAUUUCGGUGGUAAAACCGCCUUCAAGGAUUAUAUUGGUAAAUUCGCCCAUAUUGAAGAUCCAUUAGAAAGAAGAAGAUUAGCUUUAGAAGAAAUUGAUCAUCAAGGUUUUGGAUGGACUCAAGUUAAGAUGAUUAUGAUUGCCGGUGUUGGUUUCAUGACCGAUUCUUACGAUAUUUUCGCUAUUAAUUUAGGUACUACUAUGUUGUCCUAUGUUUUCUGGAAAGGUUCUAUGCCAGCUUCUACUACUACUUUAAUUAAGGUUACUACUUCUGUUGGUACUGUCAUUGGUCAGGUUGGUUUUGGUAUGUCUGCCGAUUUCUUCGGUCGUAAGAAGAUUUAUGGUUUAGAAUUGAUUGUUAUUAUUUGUGCUACUAUUUUUCAAUGUUCAGUUGGUCAAUCUCCAGCUAUUAACUUCGUUGCUAUUUUCUCCACUUUAAGAAUUAUUAUGGGUAUUGGUAUUGGUGGUGAUUAUCCAUUAUCUUCCAUUAUCUCAUCUGAAUUUUCUACUACCAAAUGGAGAGGUGCUAUUAUGGCUGCUGUUUUCUCUAAUCAAGGUUUAGGUCAAUUAUUAGGUGGUAUUGUUGCGGUUGUUGUUGUUGCUGCUUACAAGGACGAUUUAGUAUUCGCUACCAAAGGUUCUGAAUGUGUUGGUAGAUGUUUAAAAGCUAACGAUCAAAUGUGGAGAAUCUUAAUCGGUUUCGGUUGUGUCCCAGGUUGUAUUGCUUUAUACUAUAGAUUAACUAUUGCCGAAUCUCCAAGAUAUUCUUUAGAUGUCAAUGAACAUGACACCUUAGAAAAAGUUGCUGAUGCUGAAGCUGCCAUUGCUAACGAAGCUCAUGAAAUUGUUGCUCCAAAAGCUUCCUUAAAAGAUUUCUGGGGUCAUUUUGGUCAAUGGAGAUAUGGUAAAAUUUUACUUGGUACCGCCGGUUCAUGGUUCAUGUUAGAUGUUGCUUACUAUGGUCUUAACUUGAAUACUGCUACUAUUUUGCAAACUAUCGGUUACGCUGGUUCUGCCAAUGUUUACGAAAAAUUAUACGAUUCUGCUGUUGGUAAUUUAAUUUUAGUCUGUGCCGGUGCUUUACCAGGUUACUGGGCAACUAUUGCUACUGUCGAUACCGUCGGUAGAAAGCCAAUUCAAUUAUUAGGUUUCACCAUGUUAACCAUCUUAUUAUGUGUUUUCGGGUUUGCUUACCACAGAUUAACUGAAGGAGGUAAAUUAGGUGUUUAUAUUGUUGCUCAAUUUUUCCAAAAUUUCGGUCCAAACUCUACUACUUUCAUCAUUCCAGGUGAAGUUUUCCCAACCAGAUACAGAUCCACUGCUCAUGGUUUAUCUGCUGCUUCCGGUAAAGUUGGUGCCAUUGUUGCUCAAACCGCUUUAGGAACGUUAGUUAACAGAGGUUGUGCUGCUGAUGAUGCUAACUGUUGGUUACCACAUGUCUUAGAAAUCUUUGCCUUAUUCAUGUUAUUAGGUAUUGGUACGACUUUAUUAAUCCCAGAAACCAAGAGAAUGACUUUAGAAGAAAUUUGUGAAAAAUACCAUGGUGAACUUGAUGCCACCAAAUUGGUUAAAGAUAGAUAUGCUACUCAAGAAGAAUCUUAUGAUUCUGAAGAAAAGCAAUAAGCUAAUUAGCUCUCGUCUAUUUUUUACAUUCCCCCCUUUCCUUCUUCAUGUCAAAUACAUUUAAGUGAUUUAUAAGUUUCUAUUUCUUAAUAUAAUAAUUUUACUAAUAAUAAUCUAAUAAUACAUUCAUUAUUAUAUUUUUCAAUUAUAUCGAUGUAACUAUUAGUUAUUGUAAUUAGUUUAUGUUAAAUUAUAGCAGAUCAGUUUUCUUUAUUUUCUUUAUUUUCUUUAUGGUUUUUAUUUAAUAAUACAGUGUUUAAUAGUUUUUCUAUUUUUGAAAAAUGGUUGUCGUUCGAUUGAAAUUGAAUUGAAUUAAACCAAGUCAGAUCAAUCGCUUGACAACUUAGUUUUCAUCUGUUCAUUCGUUUAUAUAUAUAGAGGUUUACAAAUAUAAUAUUAUUUGUGAUAAUUGAUAUUAU
Molecule: messenger RNA, 2394 nt
Organism: Scheffersomyces coipomensis
Lineage: Eukaryota; Fungi; Ascomycota; Pichiomycetes; Serinales; Debaryomycetaceae
Gene: PHO84
Product: phosphate transporter
Exons: 1
Coding region: 305-1975 (556 amino acids)
Biological process (GO): phosphate ion transport; transmembrane transport
Cellular component (GO): membrane
Molecular function (GO): phosphate transmembrane transporter activity
Source: RefSeq, a predicted model, not a curated record